AUGAACGGACCAAUAAUUUUGUUGAAAGAGGGAACAGAAGCAAAGUUUGGUAAACAACAAAUAAUUAGUAAUAUUAGUGCAUGCAAUGUGAUCGCCGAUAGUGUUCGUACCACUCUAGGACCUCGUGGCAUGGAUAAACUGAUUAUCGAUUCUAAAGGUAAAACAACGGUCUCAAACGAUGGAGCAACCAUCCUGAAAUUACUGGAUGUUGUUUUUCCCGCAGCUCAAGUUAUGGUCGAUAUAGCGAAAAGUCAAGAUGCUGAAGUUGGCGAUGGCACGACUUCAGUUGUAAUACUAGCAGCCGAGCUUUUGAAACGUUCAAAAUCUUUCAUUGAAGAUGGUGUGAGCCCACAGCUAAUAAUUCGAUCCUAUUCAAAAGCUUGUGAAGAGGCAGUCAGUCGACUUAAGCAACUGGCUGAAAAAAUCAGUGGCGAUACUAAUAUGCGUGAAAUGCUAACUCGGUGUGCCACUACUUGUCUCAGUAGUAAAUUGAUAAGUCAAGAACGGGAAUUCUUCGCUGAAAUGGCUGUUGAUGCUGUCGCGUAUUUGGAUGAAAAUUUGACAUCAAAUAUGAUAGGGAUUAAGAAAGUUAGCGGUGGAUCUCUUUCGGAUUCUCAACUUGUUAAAGGCAUUGCAUUCAAGAAAGCAUUCAGUUAUGCAGGCUUUGAAAUGCAACCAAAACAUUACAAAAAUCCUUCCGUUGCCUUGCUUAAUAUUGAACUGGAAUUGAAAGCUGAGAAAGACAACGCAGAAAUGAGAAUUCAAAGUGUGGAUGAAUAUCAAAAGAUUGUUGAUGCUGAGUGGACAAUUUUGUAUGACAAACUGAAGAAAAUUCAUGAAUCUGGUGCGAAAGUAGUACUUUCAAAACUGCCAAUUGGAGAUGUGGCAACACAAUGGUUUGCUGAUAGAGAUAUGUUUUGUGCGGGACGUGUGGAACAGGCUGAUAUGGAUAGAUUAAUUGCUGCUUGUGGUGGUACUAUUCUUACAACCGUAAGUCAAAUUAGCAAGGAACUUCUUGGAAACUGCGGUGAAUUUUACGAACAACAAGUAGGAAGCGAACGAUAUAACUUUUUCCUGGACUGUACAAAGGCUAACGCUUGUACCGUGAUUUUGCGCGGUAGUGCAGAGCAAUUUAUCGCAGAAACGGAACGUUCUUUGCACGAUGCAAUCAUGAUUGUACGACGUGCUAAAAAAAAUGACACAAUUGUUGCUGGUGGUGGUGCUAUUGAAAUGGAGCUUUCGCGGCAUAUUAGAGAUAUUUCUAAAACUAUCGCGGGCAAAGAGCAAUUCUUUUGGCAAGCAUUCGCCAAAACUUUAGAGGUAAUUCCAAAGCAGCUAUGCUACAAUGCAGGCAUAGAUGCCACGGACAUACUGAAUCGAUUGCGACACCGACAUGCGAAGGGAGAUAAGUGGGCGGGAGUUGAUAUUUAUGCGGAAGAUGUCAGUGACAAUAUGAAAGCGUGUAUUUGGGAACCAGCUGUUGUGAAACUAAAUGCACUGACAGCAGCAACCGAAGCAGCAUGUCUUGUUUUAAGUAUUGAUCAGACGAUUAAGAAUCCUCGUUCGGCAAGUGGUGGUCAGUUACCAGAUAUGUAA
Molecule: messenger RNA, 1596 nt
Organism: Brugia malayi
Lineage: Eukaryota; Metazoa; Nematoda; Chromadorea; Rhabditida; Onchocercidae
Gene: Bma-cct-7
Product: T-complex protein 1, eta subunit, putative
Exons: 12
Coding region: 1-1596 (531 amino acids)
Biological process (GO): protein folding
Cellular component (GO): chaperonin-containing T-complex
Molecular function (GO): ATP-dependent protein folding chaperone; ATP binding; ATP hydrolysis activity
Source: RefSeq, a predicted model, not a curated record